GGUGGUGGUAGUAGAAGGAGCGAGCGAACGAGAGAAAGAGAGAAAGAGUGGGCAAAAGAGGAGAGGAAAGAGAGACGUGUAGAAUGAUUCGGGUCUACGGACACGCUUGCGUCUCGCGACGGUUCGUGCUGUUCCGCAUCCGCAGCCACAGCCACCGCCACCGCCACCGCCGCCGCCGACACUGCCAGUGAAAAUCGUGUGAACGCGCGUGCGAACGAGGGUGGUUUUUUCGAUAAAAAGGAAAACGUUUACGAAUGAUUCCGUCCUCUCGCGAUACAUAGAAAAUACGUGUGCGCCGCUCCGUCUUCUUUUCCUCUCUCUCUCUCUCUCUCUCUCUCUCUCUUUCUCUUUCUCCCUCUCUUUCUCUUUCUUUCACUCACUCACUCUCUCUCUCUCUCUCUCUCUCUUUCUCUCUCGUUCCUUCCGCGGAAAGAGAUCCUCCUCUUACGGACGGUAGUACGCGCGAGGAGGAAGGGAACGUUUGUGCACAGUGAAGUGACGCUUUGGUGUGUUAGAAUAUCGAGCGUCGCGUUGACCGCUACGAAUUUUCUCUCUCUUUCUCUCUCUUUCUCUCUUUCUCUCUUUCUCUCUAUCUCUCUUUCUCUCUCGGAAGUCCAAACGGAAAUCUCACACGCGAUAAUGGCGUACUUUCCGACAUUCCGAUGUUUUUUUCUAAAGAAGUUGUGUCGAUUCUUUUGAAUGAUAAAAAUGCUCGUACGUUGCGCCUUAUUCGAGUUCUCUAACCUCGAGAGUUCGGAAUGCAAUAAUACCGGAGGAUGUGAUAGGGUCAUCAUAUUUAAAAGCUACUACGACUACUUUCUUCUUACGCUCUCUUGUAAUAUUUUCUCCUCCACCUUCUCCUCUUCCUCCUCCUCCACCUCCUCCUCCUCCUCCUCCUCCUCCUCCUCCUCCUGUUCUUCUUCUUCUUCUUCUUUACCCUUAUUGCCGCUUACAAAGUAUAUGAUUUUGUUCGUUCGACCAGCAGAACGACUACCUUUUCAUCUAUAUUAUUUUGGAUCUAUUGGCCUAUCACCAGAGAGCAAAACAGAGACACAAAAAUGGGCACGCUACUAGCUAUAAAAGAGAUUUCACAAUACUCUCUUAAGCCUGAAAUGGAGGCGAAGAGUCCUGCUGCGUAGACAUGGACUCGUACGACCUGUUUGGUGAAGAUGUCAGUGGCUCAAUGCUCGAUGCUCUUCCUGAUCUUGGGGGGAACGAUCAUUUUGACCCUGCGAGUACAAGUAAUUCUGUGGUAGUAUCAAGAGAUGGUCCAAACCCUGGCACUAAUGGAGGAGGGAGUUACAUUAGUCAAUCUUAUAUUUCACAAGAAUCACCUCUUCAAAAAUUGACUUCAUUUGGUGGAUCUGAAUUUGGAAAUUCUAAUCAGUUACAAAAUCCAUCUCAACGCAGUAUGUUUAACCAAAAUCUAGGAACGUUUGAUAGCGGAACACCACAACGUGCUAUGGUGCCAGGAGCUUUUCAAAAUCAAGCUCGUAGUAUGGCACCUCAGCAUAGAGGACCUCACCCUGGUAGUGGAGGUCAAUAUCCUACUUAUAAUGAUAAUAUGUAUUCUAUGGAACAGCAACAUUCAAUGGCUAGACCUAAUAUGAAUAUAGACCCUAAUAUGCAGGGUUGGCCAAGUAGUGGUAGUGCUUAUCCUCAAAUGCAAAGGCAUUAUAAUCAGAUGGCACAGCAACCUGCUACUUAUCGGCAGCAUAUGCCACCUCAGUAUUCGCAUCAGCAAGAUCAAGCUGGUGUCAUGAAUCAAAAAUUACAACAGCAGCAACAACAGCAGCAGCAGCAACAGCAGCAUUUUAGUACACAACAAGGAAUGAUAGGAAAUAUGGGAGUAGCAGCUCACCAAGCAAUGCAAAGUGGUGGAACAGGCAGUGUCUACCAACAUAUUGUUGGGCAGCAACAACAUUACCAACAAGGGAAUUCUGUUGCAAUGUAUCAAACUUCGUCAGGGUAUCCUGGUUUUACAUCAGCCAUGCAUCAACAGCAGCAACAAUCACAACAACCUCCACAAAGAAUGCCUCAUCAUCAUCCACCUCAUCCACCUCAUCAAACACACCCUUCGCAUCCCCAGCAAUAUUCACAACAUUCGCAGCAUCCUAAUACGCAACAGCAACCAAUGGAUUCUCAGUAUCCACAUCAUACAGCCAUGUUUAAUCAGCCGCAGCAUUCUGGUCCUGCGGCACAAUUUAAUACUAAUAAACAUGCUACCAGUCCUCAAUAUCGUGCUACUUUUCCACAAUUAUCGCCCCAAAUGUCUCCAAGACCUCAGAUGUCUCCAAGACCACCCGCUGUGCAACAGCAAAUGUCUCCAAGGCCCAUUAUGUCUCCUGCUAAACCGAGUACAUUAUCGCCGCAUCCUCAUGUACAACUUCCUCAUCAACAAUCAAAUCAGCCUAAUACAAUGUCAGUUUCUCCAUGCCCACCAUCUUCAAUGCAGAUGAAUCCAUCCUCUCAACAAACCACUUUACAAGCACUUGAGCAAAUGGUAAUACCAGGUGUUGCUGUAUCUAAUCCAAAUGUACCUGCUCAAGACUAUAAUCAAUUUCAAACACGACCGCCAUUGUCGCAAGCACCAAAUGUUUUACAACAGUCAACUGCACAAAACUCUAUACCGUCAAUUGCUGGACCUAGAAUGCCAAUGUCUGCACAGUGGUCGCAUCCACAACAGCAGUCACAGGUUAGGCCAAAUUUGGCUGUCAGCGAUGACAGAAAUAUAGUUGAAAAUCAACCUCCAGUAGUAUCAGAAUCUAGUGCUCCAUUAUUUCCAGUAUCUGGAACAGAAGCUAUUCAUAGUGGAGCAGAAACAUCAGUAAGAGAUUCUACAGAAAAUGUACCAAAUUCUACAGAACAAUCUACACAAGGUACUGAAUCUAUAGAUCAGUCUACCCAAAAUCAAAAAUCAGAUAUGCUUGGUUCUGGCAGUGAAAGUUCAGUGCAAACUACUUCACAAAGUAAUUCGAAUUUAGAUCAUACUCCUGCAUCAUCGACACACGUGCAGAUGGAAGCAGUACAAUCUUCUGCAACGUCUAGUACAAGUGGAAAUGUAGACUGUGGAAACGUGUCUUCGUUGCAGCAGCAACAGUCUGUCACAGGAACACUUUCUACUACAGUUACUAGUAUGGAAAAUCAAGUUACAUGUGAUGCAAAACAACAUGAUCAGACUAUGGAAAUUGCUUCUGUUCAACAUCAUCAAGCAUCCAUGGGAAAUACAAUGUCACAUCCACAACAGCCUGUAAUCAAUCAAACUCAACAGCAGCAGCCACAACAACAACAACAGCAGCAGCAACAACAACAGCAACAACAACAGCAGCAGCAGCAGCCUCAAGCUCAACCUCAAGUUCAAGCUCAACCUCAAGUUCAGUCUCAGUCUCAGCCUCAGCCUCAGUCUCAGCCUCAGCCUCAAGCUCAAGCUCAAGCUCAAGCUCAGCCUCAAGUUCAGCCUCAGCCUCAGCCUCAACCUCAACCUCAAUCUCAAACACAACCACCAGCAUUACCACAACAACAACAACAACAACAACAAGUACAACAACCAGCUCUUACUUGUCCUCAACAAGUGCAGCAAAUUCCAAUAAUAAAUCAAUCUCCAAUGGUUUCGUCGCAAAAUUCAUCAAUCCAACCAGCACAAAUACAGCAACCCCAAAUGGGACAAACACAACAAACGCCAAUUACUCAAACGGCGCCAGCAGCACCAUCUCAACAACCACCACAACCAUUGCAAACACUGGGUCCAACUCAACAAUCUCAAAUGGCACAACCACAGCAACCAGUAAUGAGUCAAGCUCAGCAACCUCAACAAUCUCAAAUUCAACCAACACAACAACCACAAUCACAAAUGGGACAACCAUCUCAACAAAUCCCAGUUUGUGUGACUCAAGCACAACAAGUACAGCAGUCUCAACCGAUUAUGAACCAACAAGUAGGAAUGAUAUCACAAAGUACGCCGAUGAUAUCGAAUCAAAUUCCUCUACAAACUCAACUACAAUCUCCAAUACAAAAUUCCUCUACACAAAUACAAUCUCAAACUAGCCAAGUUCCACCUACGCAUUUAGCUGCUCAACAAGUACCUGCUGUCAGUCAAACAAGUGGUAUGGUAUUGACAUCUCAUCAACCCACAGCUCCUGUGUCAAAUUCACAAACUCCACAUCCAGUGCAAUCCAAUUUCACUGAAUAUACAAAUAUUCCAAAAACUAAUACCAUGUACACAAAUGAUGUUAUGGUAGCAUCAGGACAACAAUAUCAUUCUGGCAAUGAUAUAAUCAGUGGUAAUACUAUGCCAAAUAUGUAUGGUAUUUCAUCUAAUGCAACUCCUACAUCCGUUGGUCCUACUACGUUCAAUGCGUCUUGUGCUCCAGUAACUCAUCACCAAGAAAGAGCUGCAUUGCAACAACAAUUACAGGAACUUUACUGUAUGCCACCAGCUCCAGAAAAUCAAGAAAAAAUAGUUUCUUUACAAGAAAAAUUACAAGCUUUACAGCAACAUGAAACAAAUGAUCAAUGUAAUGGCGGAGCACAAUGUAUCUUGCAAACUCCAAUGUUCACAGCAGCUGUUGUUGACAGUCCACAGGUAUCAAGUACUACCGGUCGUGGCCGUAGUAAAGGUACACCACGGACUAAAAAGAAUCGAAAAAAAGCAGAUAAAGAGGCUGCUGCCCCUCCAGCAAGUACACAAGCGCUCGUUCAACCGGAACAACCUUUGUCAGACAAUCAAGUGACACCGGGAGAUAGCAGUAAUAUUGUAGAUAGUGCUGCUGAUUCCGAAGAUAUGAAACCAUCGUCUGGUGAUAUGGAGGAAGAUUGGAAUAAGGGUAGAAAAUCGCGUCUCCCUCGUAAACCACGUAAACCAAAAGAACCUAAAGAACCGAAGGAGGCCAAGAUAAAAAAGGAACCAAAACCACCUAAGGAAGCUAAGCCUCCAAAAGGAGCAAGAAAAAGAAAUAAAGAUAAGGAUUCAACAAAACGUAAUAGAAAAAAAGUUAAUCAAUCUGAGUCAGCCGAUGACGAUACAGUACAAGAAACGGAAGAAACUGUAGUCGCAGAUUCGAGCGUGAUUAAAGAUGCAGAAGCAAAAUCUAAAGAUAUAUCAAAUCAAGAUGAUCAGGAACAAGUUGAUUCUUCAACGACCGAACCAUUGAUGGGUGAAACUAAAGAGGAGGACAAAGUGGAAUCAGAAAUUCCAGACGAUGAAAAGAAAGAACAAAAUGUCGAAGCAACAACGGAAACUACGACGACAUCUAGUAGUAAGAAAAAAGGAACAUCUCGAAAAAAAUCUUCUAGUAAAUCUUCUUCAGGAAAAUCUCCUAGAAGUUCUAAGAAACGGAAAAGCCGUAUUGCACCUGAUUCCGAUGGCGAAGAAUUAGCUGCGACGCCACCACCUUCACCGGAAGCUGGAGAUGACAAUAAAAGGCGUUCUGCGAGAAAUACUCAUCGUAAAAAAUAUGUCGACGAUGUCAUGCUUCGGUUUUCAGACGAUGAUGUUCCCCUUCAAGAGGCUCAUCUUUCUAAAAAGGCUGAAGGUACAAGUACAUCUAAACCUGCAGCUGUUAAGAAGGAUAACGAAGGUGGUGAAAUAGGACCAAACAAGCCUAAUUUUGUAUAUAUUAAUACGACUGAUGAAGAUUCUAUGGUUGUGCAACAUAUUUUAUGUUCCCGUAUGGGAAAGAGAGAAGUUAAGCCAGCAAUAUUACCCGAUAUAAAAUCAGAGACGACACCAGCAGAGACAAAUGAAAAUGUGACUGAAGAUGUCACGCCAUCUGAAACAAAUAAUACAACGGAAGAAAAGGAAGAUAAAGAAGCAGAAGAACCUGAGAAAGAACCAUUGGUAGAAAGUACGGAUAAUAAAGAAGAAAAUAAUGAAAAUGAUAAAGACGUAACAACGGAGACGUGUGAUGCUGAGAAUGAAACAAAGUCCGAUUCUGAUAAACAAGAAGAAAAAGUAGCGGAUUCUAAAACGUCAGAAAAUAAUAGUGUAGCAGAAGCAAAGCCACAGAUGAUAGAGAUCGAAGAAUAUUUUGUAAAAUAUAGAAAUUUUUCAUAUUUGCACUGUGAAUGGAGAACGGAAGAAGAGCUUUAUAAAGGUGACAAACGAAUCCAAGCUAAAUUAAAACGAUUUAAACAGCGACAACAACAAAAUACUAAUAUAUUUGAAAACACAGAGGAUGACCCAUUUAAUCCAGAUUUUGUCGAAGUUGAUAGAGUAUUGGACGAAGCAACUCAUACAGAUCCAACAAGCGGAGAAACUGUUAGACAUUUCUUAGUUAAAUGGCGUUCUUUACAAUACGAAGAUUCUACGUGGGAAUUAGAGGAAGACGUAGAUCCUGAAAAGAUAGCGCAAUUUAUGAAAUUUAAUAAAUUACCCUCAAAAGAUCAAUGGAAGCCAAAGAAAAAACCAAAUGCAUCAGCAUGGGUUAAACUAGAGGAGUCACCAAUUUAUAAAAGCAAUAAUAGUUUACGGCCAUAUCAAUUGGAGGGACUUAAUUGGCUUCUUUUUUCAUGGUAUAACGGACAUAAUUGUAUUCUUGCUGACGAGAUGGGUUUAGGAAAGACAAUUCAAUCAUUGACAUUCGUCGAUGCUGUGUACAAAUAUGGUAUUCGUGGUCCUUUCUUAAUAAUAGCUCCUUUGUCAACUAUUCCAAAUUGGCAAAGAGAAUUUGAAAGUUGGACUGACAUGAAUGUUGUAGUAUAUCAUGGAUCAGCAGCAAGUAGAACUAUGCUACAAGAAUACGAAGUUUAUUAUAAAAAUGAGAAAGGCCAGCAAAUAAAAGAUUUAAUUAAAUUUAAUGUCCUUAUAACAACUUUUGAAAUAAUCAUUACGGAUUUCAAUGAACUACGUGGAUACAAUUGGAGACUCUGUGUUAUUGAUGAAGCUCAUAGGCUGAAGAAUAGAAAUUGUAAACUUCUCGAAGGCCUUAGACAAUUGAAUUUAGAGCACAGAGUAUUGUUAUCUGGUACUCCUUUGCAAAAUAAUGUGAACGAACUAUUUUCUCUAUUGAAUUUCCUUGAACCAGUUCAAUUUUCUAGUAGUGAAGCGUUUCUUAAAGAAUUUGGAAAUUUGAGUAGUGAAGGUGAAGUUCAAAAGUUACAGCUUCUUUUAAAACCAAUGAUGUUACGUCGACUUAAAGAAGACGUCGAAAAGUCUUUGGCACCUAAGGAAGAAACUGUAGUAGAGGUGGAAUUAACCAAUAUACAGAAGAAGUAUUAUCGUGGCAUUUUAGAGAGAAAUUUCUCCUUUCUUGCCAAGGGUACUACAUCUGCUAACAUUCCAAAUUUAAUGAAUACGAUGAUGGAAUUAAGAAAAUGUUGUAUACAUCCAUUCCUUCUUAAUGGUGCUGAGGAUCAAAUACAAUUGGAUUAUAAGACUGGUGACAAGGAAGAUUCUGAGGCCUAUUAUCAUGCAUUAGUAAAUAGUUCUGGAAAAAUGGUUCUCAUUGAUAAAUUAUUGCCAAAAUUAAAGGCGAGCGGACAUCGAGUUUUAAUAUUUAGUCAAAUGGUGAAAUGUUUGGAUUUAUUAGAAGAUUAUUUAUUAUACAAGAAAUAUCCAUAUGAAAGGAUAGAUGGUCGAAUUAGAGGAAAUUUAAGACAAGCAGCUAUUGAUCGAUAUAGUAAACCUGAUUCAGAUAGAUUUGUUUUUCUACUUUGUACAAAAGCAGGUGGUCUUGGUAUCAAUCUUACUGCUGCAGAUACAGUUAUUAUAUAUGAUAGUGAUUGGAAUCCACAGAAUGAUUUACAAGCACAAGCUCGUUGUCAUAGAAUCGGUCAGCAGAAAAUGGUAAAGGUUUAUCGAUUACUUUGUCGAAACACAUAUGAAAGAGAAAUGUUCGACAAGGCUUCUUUAAAACUUGGAUUAGAUAAAGCCAUUCUGCAAUCAAUGAAUACGAGCCAAGGUGGAAAAGAUCCUAGUAACAAACAAUUGACAAAAAAAGAGAUAGAAGAUUUGUUAAAGAAAGGAGCGUACGGUGCUAUCAUGGAUGAUGAUAAUGCAGGAGAUAAAUUCUGUGAAGAAGAUAUUGAUCAGAUUCUUGAAAGAAGGACUCAAAUUAUAACGAUUGAAGCUGAAAAAGGAUCUACUUUUUCAAAAGCUAGCUUCGCAUGUUCCUCUAAUAGAUCGGAUAUUAAUAUCGACGAUCCAGACUUCUGGAAAAAAUGGGCUAAAAAAGCAGAGAUCGAUACUACUGAAAAGAAAGAGGAAGAUGAAUUAGUAAUUUCAGAACCUCGACGACGGACACAAAUUAAACGCUAUGGACAUGAUGAAUCCGUAGUUGACAUGUCAGAAUUAGACAGUUCUGAUGAUAAUAGUGAUGAUGAAACUAGUGGUGGAUUAACGGGCAGAGGUAAAAAGAGGAGAGAUAAAUUUGGCAAAAAAUCUCGUAAAUUUUAUGACGAAUACGUACCAAGAGAAGGAGAAGUAGUAUAUGGUAGUUGGGCAAGAAGCGAGUGUUUUAAAGUAGAACGUGGUCUUUUAACGUUUGGUUGGGGACGUUGGGAAGAAAUCUUGCAGCAUAGUCAAUUUCGUCGAGGGUGGCGCGAGGUUGACGUUGAAGAUUGCGCAAGAGUAAUCUUACUCUAUUGUCUUCGUUAUUAUCGUGGCGAUGAGAAAAUUCGUAGUUUUAUUUGGGAUCUCAUAACACCUUUGGAAAAUGGAGAAAAAGUUAAAAAUGUAUCCGUUAGUACUAAUGCAAGAAAUAGUAGACAAAAGAAAAAGGGUCGAGUCAGAGAAGGUAGAGAAACUCGAGGAUCUAUUAUCAAUGGUGGACCAAGUGAUCCUAAUCAUUGGAGCAACGCAGAAAAGUACGAUGGUGACAUAUUUUUGGAAAGUAACUAUAGGAAACAUUUAAGCCGACAUGCGAACAAAGUACUGUUACGUGUACGAAUGCUGUAUUAUAUUAAACAUGAAAUAAUUGGUGACUUGGUACAACAUAUUUCCGAUGGCGUCCAUGUCAGUGCUUUGCGGAUAAACCCUCCGCAGUUGACGGAACGACCAGCGAAAUGGUGGGACUCGACGGCAGACAAAUCCUUAAUAGUCGGCUGCUACAAACAUGGCUAUGAGAAUUACGACCAGAUGAGGAUUGAUCCCGCGCUUUCUUUCAUUUCAAGCUGUCCUCCCCCUUCUUCCCAGUCUCAGACUACUCAACAGAACAGCAGUAGCAGAGAUGAAAAUAGCUUAGAAAAUGAAACGGAAGACGGAGAAUGUUCCAUCGUUAAAGAUUCCAAAGAUUCGGAGAAGUUUACUCGAGAGACGCCGAUAGAUUCACCAGCUAUAUCUAGUAAAGCGGAUACACCUAUACCAGAAGCUAGUAGUAGCCAUGAUGGAAAUGAAGUUCUUUUAGAGGAUGAUAAAACUUGGCCAUCCGUUGUCGAUUUAAAUACACGAUUACGUCGUGUAAUUUCUUCGUACCAACGUAGUGUUACUAAUAAAAAGGAAGAUGUUAAAAUAUUACAAAAGAAUAAGCCUGGUAUAGAAGGUGAAACGACUACCAUUAAUCAUACAGGGACGACAAUCAAUGAACCGCCAUUGAAUAUGCAAGGGUGGGAUUUGCAACAAUUGGCUAUGUAUUUGCUGAAAAUGGAAAGGAGAGAGAAGAUGGAAGCGAUGGUAAAGGAACGAGAACGUACAAGAAUCGAAGAACAAAAAACUAAAUGGUCACGUCGCGAGGAAAGUGAAUUCUUACGCGUAGUAUCGACUUAUGGUGUCAAUUAUGAUAGAAAAAAGGCACAAUACGAUUGGACAAAAUUCAAGAGUAUUGCAAGGUUUGACAAAAAGACGGAUGCAGAUCUAACAGAUUAUUAUAUGUCGUUUAGAGCUAUGUGCAAGAAGGUCUGUAAUGCUAAACUGAACGAAGAAGAAGACUUUGCAGAUGUUCCGGUUGAUCAUUUGAGUCCUGCUAAAGCAAGACAGAUAUUGGAUCGAGUUGAUCUGUUAAGUAAAAUACGCGAAGAAAUUUUGUCUCAUCCUCAUUUAGAGGAACGUCUUUCAUUGUGUCAACCAUCGGGUGACACACCAGAAUGGUGGCAGCCUGGUAAACACGAUAAGGAAUUAUUGCUUGGUGCAGCGAAACAUGGUUUAGGGAGAACAGAUAUAACCAUUUUGAAUGAUCCUGAUUUCUCCUUUCAUAAGAUUUUAGGAAAAAGUACUUACAUAGGUACUGCGCAAACACCUAAACUUCCGGAAAAAUCAGAAAAGGCUAUUAAGAUAGAGAAUAGGGAAGACAUAUUGAAAUUCGAUAAAGAUGAAAUUCUUGUGAAAUUGGAAAAGGGUGAAGGAACUUUGAAGAUCGAGAAGAUAGGUGCUAAGAGAGAUACGAUAUCGACGGAAAAGAAAGGAGAUAAUCCAGAGAUAGAAAAGAGUCAAGUGGAAUUGACAAUAGUAAAAGCUGAGACGAAAGUUGAAGAGAAACCGGCUGCGCCGACGUCCUUGCCACUUCCGCCACCGCCUCCACCUAUCAGCAAUACGCUUACUAUUUCUACCGUAUCGAAAAGUACAUCAUUGGAAAAAGAAAAUACUAUUAAUAAGAUCAAAGUUGAAGAGAAAUCUGAACAGGCAUCGGACUCGACGAAAACUGACGUGACUAAUACUCCUGAUAAUUCUAUCGUUACUUCGAAAUCAACGGAGGAACCGAUGACUACCGAGGAAACUCCUCCGCCAGUUACAAAUGAGGAAACUCCUGUUAAUAAAACUGCCGUUGUUGACGCAGAAAAAUCUGAUGAACAAACUAAAGAAUUGUCAAUGGAAUUGUCCAAUACCGAUGAACAGCAGCAGCAACAGCAACAGCAACAGCAACAGCAACAGCAACAGCAACAACAACAACAACAACAACAACAACCAACGCAAGAUCUUCCCGUAACAGAAAGUAAUGAAAAACCUACUUCUGACAAUAAGGACAUCAAUACUGAAUCAACGGAGAAAAGUAUUGAUACCUUGGAUACAAUUGUCACUGAAGAUAUUAAACCGAACAUCGUAAAAACCGACAAUUCCACGACGACUAAAGAAGAAACUGAAAUAAUCGAAGACAAGGCUGCUGCGGAUGCUAAAGAAAAAACCAAAGUAUCUAAAAUCGAGGAUAAGUGUAGCGUCCAAGCUGCGGAACUUAAAGCAAUGUUUCCUGAUUUGGAAGUUAUACAACCUUUAUCGCGAUUAACCCAAAUCGAUACUUUCGUUCUACGAGAUAAAACGAUAGACUAUAAUGAGCCUACUAUUGUACAACUUUUAGCUCAUAGUUGUAAUAAUGCUUCUUUAAAAUGGCCGAAAGAACACGCAAUCGAAGCUCGUCUAAUGCAUAUUGUACAUGCAAUAGAACAUAAAGAAUGGCCUGUAUCAAUAAACUUUAGCGCGGGAGAGGAAUUGGAUACGACGUCGAAUGAAAAGGAUUGUUCAGAAGUGAUAACAAUAACGACAGAUCAUGGAGUGUCACGUUCACCAGCAACAGGAAAUAAUAUUUCUGCUAGUAAAAAGAGGAAAAGACAUAUUGCCAUAGAUGUUGAAACGGAACGAGCUAAACUUCAUGCGCUUCUCAAUAGUAGUCAAAUACAAUCUCAACCGCCGACACCUUUGAGCAAACCAACAAUCCUAUCGGGUUCGACUACUUGGGAAGUUAAUGAAGAAUCACAAUCUGAAGAUUCACGACGUUCAACACCGGUACAACCACCUCCGGCACAUCAACAAACGCGAACACCAACCAUACCGUUUGACUUGAAAUAUACUGUUCCUGGUAAAACAACAGUUAUACCAGGUACUUCGAGUACUUUAACGCCUAUUGAUUUAUCUGCUGGAUAUCCAAAAACAAGUUCCGAUAGCAAUAAAGAUAUUAUGAACGAAGUUCAGGACUUCUCAAUGCCUAAUAAAAAUAAGCAAAGCAAUAGCAAUAAAGGAAAGCUUGAUAGCAUGUUGGAUAAGUUAAUGAAAAGGAAAAAUUGUCCGACAGACGAACCUAUAGUUGGAAAGGAAAAGAAACGUCGGAAACUAGAUGAGAUAGUAUUAGGUUUGAGUGCUGCAAAGGAACAACAAAGCAGUCACUAUCCCGAACAUAGUAAAAAGAACACGAUUACACCCAACGUCACUGUCACUCCAACGUCAGCACCGAUUGGACUUCCUAAUCCUCCUGCAAAUACUCAAAAGCCAUUUUCUAUCACCGUCACAUCGAUUCCAUCGUCUCGAGCAUCGGGGACAUCUUCCAAUUUACCACCACCAUCGUUGCAUUCGCACAAGGAUAGCUUUUCUGCGUUGCUAGUUCAAGCCGAACAACAAAAUCGUGAACUCAAGAAACAGCAACAGCAGCAGCAGCAACAACAGCAGCAACAACAACAGCAACAUCAGCAGCAGCAGCAGCAACAGCAACAACAACAGCAACAACAACAGCAGCAGCAACAUCAAAGUCAUCAACAGCAAGCUUUCAAUUCGGCACACUCCUCUGCAAGUAGUCAUAGGAAAAGUUACGAAGCUAUGAUAGCUGAUAUCAAUAAAGUUGCUGAAUAUUCAUCGAAAAUUGGAUCAUAUUCUCACGAAGCAAAGGUGAACAAAUGGUUGGCUGAGCAAACUGCUAUGUCAGAGCAGUUAAAUGCCGAGUACUUAAACGCACCUAGACGACGAAGACCUCGGGUCGAUCCAUCUUUGUUAGAUUGGAAAAAAUUGACGGGUGAUGAGAACGUUGCCGUGAUAAAUCGUUUAACUGGAAAAAAGGUCACCGGUAGCAAAGCUCCUCAAUUGAAACGACUUGGACAAUGGCUGACCGAAAACCCGAUGUUUGACGUCGAUCCAAAGUGGGCCGAACUUGUGAAAGAGCGUGGUAAUCUGCCGCAUGAUCUGCAAAAGAGAUUACCUGGAUCCGAUAGAUCUAGCGUAAACAAAGGGAAGAGUCCUGGGAGACCACCAAUGAUGCCAAGUCCGACUAAUCAACAAUCGGCAAGCCAAGCGAAUUUAGCUGCUACGUCGAUGGCAUCCAGCUUAAAUUUCCCUUCGUUAGGCAAUCUUAAUAAUUCCCUUUUAUCUGGACUUUCACUCGGCAAUUUCGAUCCGAAAAAUAAUCCCCUUCUAAUGCCAUUUGGUGGCCUACCGAACCUAGGGGCACUAAGCGGUCUUAGCAAUCUUAGUAAUCUCAGCAACAUGAGUCUAACAAAUUCGUUAUUUGCAAAUCUUGCUGGACUUGGUUUGCCAUCGUUAGCGGGUAUGGAAGCUGCUUUAAGUGCAACUGCGACUAGUACGGCCGACACAAAUCCAGCGGUCAGUUCGGUUAGCAGCAAAAAUACUAGUUCAAGCAGUAUUAGUAAUACCGGUAAACCACGAAACAAAUUGGAAGCCCCCACGAGCAAAACGUCCGUGCCAUCGACUUCGUCGGCAUCGUCGGCGUUACCAACGACGACACCAUUCCCCUUCUUUUUUCCAAAUCCUAGUCUUCUGUACACGCCAUUAGGUUUAGGUGGUUUAAAUCCGUUCUCAAUGCAACCUGGUGGCGUAUCGUCGGCCUAUGAAAGUCUGGCACAGUGCGGCCUUUUAAAUCCGCCAACGUCAAGUGCCUCGACUGUACGGAAGCCUGCUUCGUCAGCGAGCAGUUCGAGACAACGAGAUACCAUUGUGGAUUCGUCGAGCAAACGAAAGGAUUCCGAGAAAAAGCCUAGAUAUCCCGUAGAUCCGGGUAUAACGUUACAACAAUAUACGGAUAUGGCAUUACAUACGGAAGAUAGGCGUCGUAUGGAACACGAAAAGAGAGAGGCUAUCGAGCAACAAAACGAUAUUACCGACGUGAACGAAAGAAGGCUCGAAAGGAAAAGUAAGGAACAAGAGAUGAAAGAGGCUUUGGAACAUUUGAGUCGAACGAGUGCAGAAUUGUUAACGAGGAAUCUCGAGGACGUGCAACAGCGAUGCAACGAAAAGAGAAGUCAUAGCAUAGAUCGUAAUCAGAACUCGGAUCAGCAACAAACGUCGACUCCGUUAGAGGUAACAUUAGAGCCUGUAGCUAAGAAAAUGCGAUCCGAGAUUGAGACGAUCGCGAAGCCUACUACGACAGUGACAAAUAACGAUACGCCAUCGGCCGACGUGGAACCGGUUGCUAGAUCAACAAGUACGACUAAGCAGCUUCCUCAAGAAGAUACUACGGCUGCUGCGGUCACUACGGAAACACCGUUGAACGCUAGCAAAAAGGAACCGACGAGUGAAGCUCCUCCAACGACGAUUACAAAUGUACCAUCUCCUUCGCAGCAAGCUUCGACUACGAAAGCAGACUUGAGUAAUAAGUCUCAUAUAGCGGAAAGCGAAGAGGAUGGUAAAGGUGGCGCUAAGGCUAAAAAAUCACGGAGUGGUAAGAGAUUAAGUAUCGAACCUCCGCCCGAACGAAAGAAUCUAAGGUCAAGUGCCGGUAGACAAGCAAGAGCGGCGGCCGAACGACAAGCGAGAUUGGAAUGUGAAUUACAGUCCGAACACCAACAACAACAGCAGCACCAUCAUCAAUCGCAGGAACAAUCGCAGCAACAAACCCAACAACAACAGGAUAGUCAUGUUGGAAACGAAUGAACUCGUGUGAUCGAUGUUAAUGCGAAUAAUAGUGAUUACAAUGCUAAUAAAUAACCGACACCUAUCGAGCUCGUCGUAAUUAUAUCUCGAUUUGUGAAACUAACUCGGUUAUUUCUAGCAGUUAGCUAACCAUUUGUCGUGGAUCGCUACGUUGGUGACUGUAUAAUGUGCAUCGUUGGGUAGAUUUUUCUUAUCCUUUCUUUUCUUUUUUUUUUUUUUCUUUUUUUCCUUUCUCUCUUUUUUUUUUUUUUUUUUUUAUGAACACAAGUGCGUUAAAAGGACUACAAACGUGUCGAGGUUGAACCUUUACAGGUAGCCUUUCAUCGUCGUUGUGAAAAUGAAGAAAAAGACAUAAUAUGAAUGAAAAGAAGUGGCAUCUUACAGGUGGGCAUAAAAAAAAGAACAGGUUGUUGUUGGUGUGAAUGUACGUUAAGAUACUUUGAAGUCGGGCGAUAGUAUUUUAUCACUCGAUACUUUGUGUGGUGAUUAACUUUUAAUUACGUAACAUUACAAUUUAAAGGAAACAAAAUAAAUAAAUAAAUAAAUAAAUAAACAAAUAAACAAAUAAACAAACAAACAAGUAUAAUUUUGUUAAAUUUAAUAUCUUUUACGAUCUUAUCAGUUUUGACCACAGGGACUGUUUUAUAUAACUGCUAUCACUUUAUUGUGCACUAGCCCCUCAUUGUGCGUGCUAUAAUGUCGGGCAUAACACGAUAUAAUAAUAUAACCAUAACGUAGGAAAGUAAUUAUUAAUUUAAUAAAUAAAUAAAUAAAUAAACAAAAAGGAAAAAAAGAAAAUGUAAAUAUUAUAUACAUUAUGCCUAUAGCUCAUAAGCAACUGUGUACUUGGAGAAGUGUAUAUAAUAACGCAAUGUACUUUUAAUUACAUUAGAUGAAAUAAUAAACAGCUUCUUUUGUUGUUUGCAAAUGCCAAGCGCCAAGACUUCCAUUUUAUUUAGUGUAUUGACCUCGAUCAGAAGAAAUUGGUAGCUUGCAGCAUCCAUGUUCGAUAUUCGAUUUUGUAACAACCGUCACAGCAUCAUGACACGUAACGAUAUUUCGUUCUUUAUUAUAUUAACUACAUUGUCAUAUAUAUAAAAAAAAAAUUAUAAGUUCAGUAUUGAAAAUGUUAACAUUAUUACUCUGUAUUUUGUAUCGUGUACAUUGUAUCAAAGUAUAUAUGCAAUAAUUAAUUUAAAGUCAUUAUUCGUA
Messenger RNA from Vespula vulgaris, 15727 nucleotides. RefSeq names its product chromodomain-helicase-DNA-binding protein 7 (gene kis). The coding region runs from base 1142 to 14515 and encodes 4457 amino acids. The record is from RefSeq and is a predicted model, not a curated record. Gene Ontology annotation, molecular function: ATP-dependent chromatin remodeler activity; protein binding; ATP binding. NCBI's taxonomy places the organism in Eukaryota, Metazoa, Arthropoda, Insecta, Hymenoptera, Vespidae. The transcript has 24 exons.